AUGAUACUGGGCCCGUGGACGCCGCCGUAUCAGCUGGAUAUUGAAAAAACGUUGGAAUUUACCAGCGAGGAUAUCAACUGGGUACUGAUUGUUUAUAACAUUACCUUUGCCGCAUCCCUCCUUGUUGGGGGCCAAUUGGGCCAAAAAUUUGGGUUGGAGAAGAUUUUCAUUUCAGGUGCGGCUAUUCUGGCAAUAUCAAAUAUUAUCAACACAGUAGCACCAAAUAAAGGAACUCUUCUUGCCGGCCGUACGAUUUCUGGGAUUGGAGCGGGAUUGACUGCACCCAACGGACUUGCCAUCCUGAAUACGGCCUUUCCAGACGGCAUGGCUCGAAACAAAGCAUUAGCAAUUUACACAGCUUGCGCACCUUUAGGGUCAACCAUCGGCACCGUGAUCGGAUCUCUUCUCUCUUCCUCUAGCGCUGGCUGGAGAUCGAUUUUUUGGCUGUGUCUUAUUUUCACCGCGAUGGCGCUUGUCCUAGCCUGCCUAUUUUUGCCAUCGUUUGACAAGAAGGGCGAUGUUCGAAUUGACAUCGUGGGAAGUCUAGUUUUUGUAACUGGAAUCGUUCUGCUUGUUUAUGGUCUCAAUGACAGUUCGAGAAUCGGAUGGUCCUCAGCUCCUGUCCUUGUGGGAAUAAUACUAGGAAUAUGUCUAUUAGGUGUCUUUGUCUUUAUCGAGAUAAAGAUAGUGAUCAAUCCCUGUAUUCCCCAUUAUGUUUGGAAGAACCUGCCUUUCUUUUUCAUGCUUUUCGUUAUUUUUGCGUUUGGUGGCAGCUUUAGCUCGUGGUUUUUUAUCAGUACGCAACUAUGUGUCAAUCGACUGGGUUACACUACGAUUUUGACUGCGGUUUAUAUCUUGCCAGCUGCAUUCUCUGCGAUUGUUAGUGGGAUGUUGUCCACGCAAAUGAUCAAGUUCACCGGCGAAAAGGUGACACUAGUCAUUGGUCUUGCCAUUACAGCAGCUGGUGCUGUAGCUUGGACGUUUGCCAGUCCUGAGCUAGCUGGAAGAACAGACCAUCAUAGCGGAUACUGGUACAUUAUUGUAGCUAGUAUCAUCUUUGUCUGUGGCAGCCCGCCGGCCAUGGUUCCAGCCCAGAGCAUUUUACUCCGCCAAGUGGAUGCAAAAGAUUCAGCUGUAGCUGGCGCACUGUUCAAUACCGCCUAUCAAAUAGGGGCUAGUGUUCUUCUAGCCGGUGCCAAUACCUUUAUGAAUGGAAAUCAGAAGUCCCUACUGGCUGGAGUGAUUGGAGCUGCUGCAAUCAUCGUUGCUGUUUUUUACUGGCCACAACGUGUCAAACAACCAGAAGGCCUCAUUGAGGAAGCCAUUGCAGACGAGAAAGAGAUGCAAGAGCUGAAGGUGAAGCGCUAG
Messenger RNA from Penicillium taxi, 1368 nucleotides. Its product is annotated as MFS transporter. Gene Ontology annotation, molecular function: transmembrane transporter activity. The coding region runs from base 1 to 1368 and encodes 455 amino acids. Lineage: Eukaryota; Fungi; Ascomycota; Eurotiomycetes; Eurotiales; Aspergillaceae. The record is from RefSeq and is a predicted model, not a curated record. The transcript is spliced from 6 exons. Gene Ontology annotation, biological process: transmembrane transport. Gene Ontology annotation, cellular component: membrane.